Molecule: messenger RNA, 816 nt
Organism: Habropoda laboriosa
Lineage: Eukaryota; Metazoa; Arthropoda; Insecta; Hymenoptera; Apidae
Product: trypsin 5G1-like
Exons: 7
Coding region: 1-816 (271 amino acids)
Biological process (GO): proteolysis
Molecular function (GO): serine-type endopeptidase activity
Source: RefSeq, a predicted model, not a curated record
AUGAACGUGAUAGCGUUAGCGAUCUUUGGUUCGUCGGUGUUCUCUGCGGCUUCUGGACACGGUCCAAACGAUUAUCGGGAAAGAAUCGUCUCGGAGUCAGCGAGAUCCCCGGAAUCCAGGAUUAUCGGAGGAGAGAGGACCGCCAUAGAGGAAUAUCCAUUUGCGGUCUCGUUGCAGAACAAUGGCACGUUUUUCGGCCACGAUGUCGAGCAUUUCUGCGGCGGCGGUAUCGUCGGGGAAAAGUGGAUAAUAACAUCGGCACAGUGCGCUCUCAGGAUACAAGUGAAACCGUUCCACGUGAGAGCAGGCUCGUCGAGUUAUUACGAGGACGGUGACAUUUAUGGUGUCCAAAGCGUCGUGAUACAUCCAGCCUUUAACGUAAUUAAUUACGACUACGACGUUGGUCUCGUUGAGCUCUCUCGGAGCAUAACAUUUGGCAGUACAAAGCAGCCCAUUAAAUUGCCCCGAACGCAUACAACUAUCACCGAAGGUUCCUUAGUUCGAGUUCCUGGUUGGGGUGCAGCCGAGUUUUUAGGUCCAGUUUCAGGACAACUUCUACUCACCACCAUGAAGAAAAUUAACAACGACGACUGUCAGGAUGCGAAUAACGGCGGCGUAUUGACGAACAGGAUGUUUUGCGCCCUAUCAGACGAAGCUAGACCCUGCGUCGGAGAUUCAGGCUCGCCUCUCGUUUACGAAAACACGUUAUUCGGAACAGCGUCGUGGAGUCGAUCCUGCCAGUUGGCAUAUCCGACCGCCUUUACAGCGAUCGCAGAAGUGAAAGAUUGGAUCAGCGGAGUAACCGGUAUAGCUUGA